AUGAACGUAUUACUGUUGACUCUGGUUUUGUAUUCUAUAGUUUUUUGUUACGGUAAGCAAAAACUUCUCUUCUAAUUCCAAAAUAAUUUAAAUUUCAGCAAUGAAUUCAGGUUGCCCAUUUUUCAUAAAAUACGGAUAUUUCGACGCAUGUCGUCGUGAAAUCCAAAAGAAAAACGAGCUGGAAAAAUGCAUCGAAAGAUUCGCCGAAGUUGGUUACUGUAUGCGCCUUUAAAAACCACACCAGCAAAAGAAAAACGAAACGGAAAUAUCUACAUAACCGCCCAUUUGCUGUAUUUCUCUAUAAUUCUCCUAUCUCUUCUCGUAUCCAUACAUAGAUUAUUUUUAUCAUUGAUUCGCGCAAAUUUAUGAUUUUGUCGAAACUUGGUUUUUGUAUGGGUGAAGAAGCUGCUUGCGUCACUUUUUCCAUGAUUUUAUUGUUGUUGUAAAUAUAUUUUCUGCAAUAUAAAAUCAUUAUUUUCAUCCAAAGUUCAAUUGUUUCGUGUUAGCAUCGACUAAAAACGUAAUCAAUCAAUCAGUCAGUCAAAAUUCAUGUUUUUAAUCGACAAAUUAACACACGGCUGAAUGAUGCGCGGGUCUUCUCAACUUUCCAUUUUUGUCGUCUCCUCUUUGUGCCUUCCAAUUACUUCUAGACUUUUUCUAGAAGGUUUUCUCUCUAAUGUACAUAUGUAGAUACUUACUUAUUUUCAUUUUCACUUUUUAUCUUUCCCCUGAUUUUAUGACGUAUUCCAGAUUUCUCAUCACAUUCUUUGUGUUUUGACCUUUCCUUAAUUUGAUAUCAAAAUAUUUAGCAGGUAAAAUGGCGUUGAUUCGAGAAUUGGAAGAAGGGGAAGAAGAUCAACAACAGAUCAAAUUAGCCGAUGGGAAAUUCUCGAGAUUUCGAAGAAGGUUGAAAAAUGAUUGGGACAAGUUAUGGGACGAUUUAUCUGAUCCAGAACGUGAGGUUUUUCUGCAAUUUUUCAGCACUAGACCUCAAACUUUUAAAAUUUUUCGAGAUAGAUCAAAAUUUUUUUUGAGUAAACGCGACAGGUUAAUUGAACCACAGUGAUGAAAUAAAACUAGUUCCACAAAUAUUCCAAAUUCUUGAAGGAAAAAAAUUGUGAUUUGAACGAGAAAAGAAAUUUAAAAACACGUGAACAUUUGAAAAUCAUUUUAAUUUUUCUAAAAUAUUUGCAGAAAUGCGAUUUCCUUGGCCAACAAAUACCCCAAUUGAAGUGUACGAAUUAUUCAAUAUCGAUCGAUUCGAUCCGAAUUCUCAUAAAUAUGAAAUGCCAUUUUUCUGGCUAACACAUUCUGUUCGAGCAACACCUUCCUGGUAAAUCUAUAUUACAAUUUUCAAAAAAACAAUCUUUUUUUCUGAAUUACAGGGCUCUUUUGGUUUGCAUCAUUGAAUGUGGUUUUGCUCUCAUUUGUUUUUUAUCAGUGAUGCUUCAUUAUUUAUUAUAUCUUCCUUCCUGUGAUCGAUAUUCGAAGCCAAUUUUGGUAUUUCAAUUGACAGCAGUUCAAUAUGCAGUGUUUUAUAGUUUCAAAGUAUGUUUUUCUCAUUAUUCAUUUUUCCGGAAUUUUCAAUUUUCAGGUUCUUUUUGUUAUUUCAAUAGUUGAAAGAAAUGCUCGCUUAAUGCGUUUUCAAUUAUUUUUCCAAUAUGCCACGUGUGUUUUUCUACUUUUGGAUGCAUCAUUUGCAUUAUCUUCGGAUUUCGGUGGUUUCAAUGAAGAAGUUAUUUAUUGCGAAAAGAAUCCGAUUCUUAUUCGAUUUGUAGCAAUUCUAUCACUUAUUUUUAUCUUUGUUCAAUUAUUUUUGAGAAUUAUCACUGUUCAAGUUUAUAAUUUUAUGUGGGAUGUUAGGAAAUUCAGGUGAGUUGGAUGGUAGAUCAAUUUCAAACAUGAGCAAUGCUUUUUUUUCAGAAAAACUUAUCACAAUUGUCGUUGGAGAUAUCGAAAAAGAUGUCAUUUUACAUACUGUUCAGUUAUUCAAAACUCAAUGAAGGAAGCAAAGCUAAAGGCAAAAGAAAAUGCAAAAUUCCGGCAUGAAUAUGAAACACAAGAAGGAAUUCUGAAAGGUAUUCAGAAGUCACAUAAUAUAACACAUAUUCAGAUUGGACCAUCUGAAGAAUUUGUGUUUAGAGAUGAAAGAAAAGCAAGUGGAUCAGUGAGUUUUUGAGGAAAAAAACCACAUAAAUUUCUAAAUGCGAUUUGAUUCAGACAAUAUCCUCUUCGCAUAUUAUUCCAAUUCCACUUGGAAAACGAAAAAUGACACUUCGAACAAGUAAUUCACCAUCAACAAAACAUCGAAGAACUUCGGAUGGGAGAAUGGUAUCAACUAGAAAAAGAAGACCAUCUCCUGGAAUUCGAGUCAAACUUGAGGUGAGUUCUAGAUUUGUAUAUUUCUCUAAAUAUUUGUUGAUCUCGUCAGGUUGACACGGAUACAGCUCGCCUUCUUUUGAAUCAUAAACGAAAAAAUGGACAGAUUCCGGAAAUGAAAACAAAAGAUUUUGGAGAAGAUGAUGAAUAG
Molecule: messenger RNA, 2530 nt
Organism: Caenorhabditis angaria
Lineage: Eukaryota; Metazoa; Nematoda; Chromadorea; Rhabditida; Rhabditidae
Source: the annotation of a GenBank genome assembly